AUGGCUAGUACCAAAGCCUCACUCAAGGCCAUAAACGAUGCGAUUCGUCAACAGAAGUGGGAUGAAGCCUUGGCUCAGACCGAAUCCCUCAUAUCCAAAGACCCCAAGAACUACCAAGCCUAUGUAUUCAGGGCCUUUGCGCUCGACAAGAAAAACCAGCUGGAUCUUGCCGAGGCUGCGUACAAAGUAGCAACAGAUCUUCGAUCUGAUCCGCAAGCAUGGCAGGGACUCAUCAAGCUCUAUGAGAAGCAGGGUGCUAAGUUCCUGGAGAAGUACUAUCAUGCUGCCCUGAAGUUGGCAGAGAUAUUCCACGUUGCAAAUGACAUGUACAAAUGUCAAGAUGUUAUUGACAAGUUUGUCGACUUCGCCCGCGCCCAGGGCGACCGUUCUCAAUACGUCGAAGCCCUCAACAUCAUUCUUCCCGCCAGUCCCAUAUAUCCCACCUUAGCAGGUCGUGUACCUCACCCCGCCAAGACCUAUGAGACUAUGGCCCAGAUCCUCGAGAUUGAAGAAAAGAAACGUAUCAACACCCUCAUCGGAGAGAGGCGCACGAGACUAGGCGCCAAGCUGAGUGAGGUCACUGUUGAGGUCAACCGUGAAGUCUUGUGUCAGAGCAAGCUUGCCUGGAUCUAUGAGCAACUCAUCUUGUGGACGAGCGACGAUGAUAUCAGGCGCCAAUACGAAGAAAAGCUAUUACAGUUUCGAUACGAUCGCCUUCUCGUUACUCCCCCGGCUGAAAAGGGCCCUGAACUCCAGAUUGUGCAGAAGCUGGCCAACGACAUGGUCAUCAUCAAACAUCCAUUCAAGCUCGCUUGGGAUAUCGCAAUUGAGUGGCAAGAUUGCAAAGAGAUCAAGGACUGGGAUGUCAAUGUUCUCAAUGAAUAUUGUGCCCACUUUCCCGACAGCGAUCUGUAUCGUGUGUUGACGGGGUUCAUGACGAGCGAUUUAUCUCCCUUCCCCAAGAAGCCAGACAGCACCCCUGCGAAAGUGGAAACCGCUCAGGACCAAGAUGAGAGUGAAGAUGACGAGGACGGCGGCGCUCCUACCUCUGUAAUCCCCUAUACAGAUGAAGAUCGGCUGCUCAUGAUGACAGAGGGAAUUGCGACCACCACUUCUCUCCUUGCUCACAGGUUAAUGGGAGAGUACUAUCAGCACUUAGAAGAACAUGAGACCAAUGUUGAGCUGAUGAGAAAGGCCAUGAAAAUCAUGAUGGCUGAAACUGAAAAGACUGGGAAGGUCUUCAUCAACACGAACCAGGCGUUUAUGCUUUAUCUCGGUACGGCCUUGGUAUUUUACCAAUCACCGCGAAAUCACGGCGAGGCCAAGUUUCUCUUCGACAAGGUAUUAGAAGUUGAUCCCACUUCGACAUCGGCAAUGAUUGGAGUCGGCCUGAUAUAUGAAGAGGAAGAAGAAUAUGAUAGCGCUAUCGACUUCUUAAACCGCGCAUUGAAGGGCGACAAGGACAAUCUUAGAGUCCGCGCUGAGGUUGGUUGGCUGUAUGCGCUCAAAGGCGACUAUAUUCGUGGAAAGUCGGAGCUUGAGUCGCUGCUCCCAGCCAUGAUUUCCCAACCUGUCUCAAAAGAUCUCUUAGCCCAAACGCAAUAUCGCCUGGGUUGUUGCAUAUGGAAUAUCGACUCUUCCAAGGCCGCCCGAAAAAGUCGGGAUGGAGCGUAUGCUUAUUUCAUUGAUUCCUUAAAAAGCAACUUCAGCUACGCACCAGCAUAUAGUAGUCUUGGCAUCUACUACGCAGAUUACGCCAAAGAUAAAAAGCGAGCUCGAAGGUGUUUUCUGAAAGCGGUCGAGCUUUCGUCAGCCGAAGUUGACUCCGCAGAACGACUGGCGAGGUCCUUUGCGGACGACAGUGACUGGGAUCGUGUCGAACUGGUCGCCCAGCGAGUGGUGGAUUCCGGGCGGGUAAAGCCGCCUCCAGGAUCGAAGAAGAAAGGAAUUAGUUGGCCAUUGUCAGCUCUCGGUAUUGCUGAGUUGAACAAACAGGACUACGGCAAAGCGAUCGUUUCUUUCCAGCAUGCACUCAGAAUCUCUCCGAAUGACUACCAUUCGUGGGUCGGCCUUGGAGAGAGUUAUCAUAAUUCCGGACGCUACAUCGCAGCCACCAAAGCAAUUCAGAACGCUCGGGGGCUUGAAGCAGCUAUGAAUAUCCAGGACCCCAACGAUACUUGGUUCACCAAAUACAUGUUAGCUAAUGUGAAGCGAGAACUCGGUGAGUUCGACGAAGCCGUGGAUCUGUACCGCGAUGUCAUCACUCAACGGCCAGAAGAAGAGGGCGUCGCUAUUGCACUAAUGCAGACACUGGUUGAAAAUGCCUUUGACUGCGUCGAUAAGGGUUUGUUUGGGAAAUCUGUCGAGCUUGCAACUAGAACAUUGUCAUUUGCUGUGUCUGUUUCGAAACCUAUCGCACACACCUUCAACUUCUGGAAAGCUGUUGGUGAUGCCUGCUCUCUCUUUUCCCAAGUUCAGGGUCACGCCCACAAUCUUCCUGUUUCUGAUAUUCACACAAUACUCGGCUCCGCUGCAGACCAGGAGACAGCUUAUGCGAUACUGCAGGAUGUCGAUAAAGUCGGCAAGGAAGUAGUUUUUGCGAAGGGAAAAUUCCCGGAGGAUGAGCAGCUUGGUGUUGACUUGACACAAAGCUUACACGCCACCAUCCUCGCUCACAAAAUGGCUAUCCACUUAACAGCACAGGACGCCCAUGCUCAGGCAGUUGCAUAUUAUAACUUGGGCUGGGCAGAGAACCGAGCACAUUCAUGCUUACCUGCGAAUCUCCGAAUACAAUCCAGUCGAUAUCAGAAGGCGGCCGUACGUUGCUUUAAGCGAGCCAUCGAGUUAGAAGCCGGUAAUCCCGACUUCUGGAACUCCCUCGGCGUGGUCACCAGCGAGAUUAAUCCAUCGGUCGCCCAACACGCUUUUGUUCGAUCCUUGUACCUAAACGAAAGAAGUCCACAUGCCUGGACCAACCUCGGUACCUUAGCGUUACUCCAAAACGACUUUCAGCUUGCAAAUGAGGCAUUCACGCGUGCUCAAUCCAACGACCCGGAUUAUGCACAUGCUUGGGUCGGGCAGGGCUUUGUGGCUCUCCUAUACGGCGAUGUCAAAGAAGCCCGUGGGCUCUUUACGCAUGCUAUGGAUAUAUCAGAGGCCUCGUCACUUAUCACAAGACGUCAAUGCCCAACAUCUAUCUUUGAUUAUAUCCUGACAGCUCCCACACAAGCGAGCGUAGCCACUCUAAUUCAACCUCUCUUCGCACUUGGCCAGCUGAAACGUCUCAAGCCUCAAGACCUAGCUUAUCAGCACCUCUGGGCGCUUUUCCAGGAGCGGACUGAAGAUAGUCCUAAUGCCAUAGCCACCCUCGAAGCAGCUUGUACCAAGCUAGAAGCGACCUAUGAAGCGACCGAAUCAUCGGAUGCUCUUGCUCGGUUUGCUUUAGGAAAAACGGACCUAGCUAGAUCAUAUUUAGCUUCCGGAAACAAUGCCGCUGCCAUUGAAUGUGGUGAAAUGGCUCUUGAACUUAGCAGUGAUGACUCUGCUGAGGAGCUAACGGCAGAACAACUACGAAAGGCCCGGCUCUCAGCCCACUUGACAGUUGGGUUAGCUCGGUAUUUCAACAACCAGCCUGAAGAGGCUGUCAGCUACUUCGAAACAGCCUUAGAAGAAUCAGCCAACGAUCCCAACGCAGCCUGCUUAUUGGCGCAAGUCUUGUGGGCUACUGGCACCGAGGAUGCACGAGAGAGGGCGCGCACUGUCUUAUUCGAGAUAAUAGAGACGGACGCUAGCCACGUACAGUCCGUGGUACUCUUGGGAAUUAUUGCAUUACUGGAUGCGGAUGAUGAGUCUCUUGACGCUGUGGUAUCUGAGUUGCACGGCCUGCGCACCAGCGACAAAACAACCGAUGCAGAGCACUCGCAGAUCGGUGAGGUGUUCCGAGCAGUAGCCGCCUUGGAUGAAAACAGCACAGAGGAAGACGUACUGGCUCAAAUCCAGGGCGAUGUGGCGCUAUACCCGCACCUUCCAUACGGAUGGUCUCGUUUGGCUGAGGCAACUGGCGAAAAGUAUCCCGCGGAUAUGGCACUCAAUGUUGCACUGAAGUCCGUUCCUCCCAAAGGCGACCUCGGAGCCGCGGACCUGGCAGAUACAUAUGCCGGUACCGGUGGUGUCGCCGACGCCCAAGCUGCCAUCUUCAUCGCGCCUUGGGUCCGCAGUGGAUGGGAGUCUUUGGGUAGCGCAGUUGCCUAG
Molecule: messenger RNA, 4251 nt
Organism: Xylaria bambusicola
Lineage: Eukaryota; Fungi; Ascomycota; Sordariomycetes; Xylariales; Xylariaceae
Product: tetratricopeptide
Exons: 2
Coding region: 1-4251 (1416 amino acids)
Biological process (GO): protein prenylation
Cellular component (GO): Ski complex
Molecular function (GO): protein prenyltransferase activity; protein binding
Source: RefSeq, a predicted model, not a curated record